Messenger RNA from Spirometra erinaceieuropaei, 9537 nucleotides. The record is from the annotation of a GenBank genome assembly. NCBI's taxonomy places the organism in Eukaryota, Metazoa, Platyhelminthes, Cestoda, Diphyllobothriidea, Diphyllobothriidae.
AUGGGAACAAACACAUCUGCUCUCCGUGGACCGGGGACCUCGGGAACCCACGCGAUCGAUAAGUGCGAUGCUGCAACCGAAUCGCCGCAGACCCCAAGUAGAUGUGACCAAACGACUCAAGUCUCCACGGAUGCUGUCAGCCCUGCCGGUAAGUCCUUUUUUCUCGUUGUCCGGAUCAACCCAUGGUUGACUUGUGGUUAACAUGAAGCACUUUCGGAAAGUAUUGCCUUACGUGUGGGUUCUCGCGUUUGAUUGACAAUGUAAAGUAACUAGAUGAGCGCCAAAUGUUUCAAUCUUGACUAAGCCUAGGAAAUAAUCGGGGUAAAAUCAGGACCACCUUGACGAGAAAGAGCACGUAUGCUGGUCUGAGCUUGCGCAAAUGUGCCUUACAGUUUCCUACAAAACGUGCAUUUUUUUGAACUGAAAAGAGGGCACAACUUGAGGUGGUCGGCAAGAUGCCUAAAUUUUUGUAAGGUGACAGGGCCAAAGAGGUGACAAUACUACGGUCGCAAACAACGAUAUUCACCGUAUGCAACACAGUAUGGUGAGUAGUGCAUUAAAUUGAUUGUAAUGACAGCAGAGUUGCACAGCAUAUGCUGAAAUCUCUUCCGUCAUUCAUCUGUAGCCAGUAGUGGAUUGCAGUUUUUACGGAUUUUACUUUGCUGGUUCCGUCGAUUUCAAGUAAUUUUUAGGAAUCCUGGACAGAUGCAGUGUCCUUGACUCGGAUGGUGAACAAGGACCUGCAUAAAGUGUUUCCUGUGGAAACCCCUGUCACUGAAAUUUCUCUAAAGGCCAUACUGACCGACAGGACACAGAACUGGUCAAGUUCACUGAUUGGAUAAUGAGACGGCUCAUAUAUUUGCAAUUCCGAGGACCAAUCAUAAAUAAGUCCUGGUAUUUGUGGAUGCACACGCUGGAAUCGGCCGAGGGACAGAACAGACUUCGUGAAGGUAGAUUAGGACACAGAAUAGUCGAAGACAAAACGUUAAAAAUUGAUCGCCAGAUGAAAACGCUUUUCCGUUAGUAGAAUGCGACCUUCUGAGAAAUGAAACAGGCUGUAAUAGUGGAGGAAACGUCAAUGCAAUGACAUUGGCAUUCGUAUGCGCCGAAGUCCGGAUCUGUUCAGCUUUCACGGUUCUGGUAGGUGUUAGAAUCUCCCGAAAAAAAACACGUUCAUUAGGUCGUGCAACUUUCAGUCAAAAAGGACGUCAGACACUGACGAAAAUAGUUCAACAUGGAAGAAUACCCUAGUAGGUCGUUUAGCCAUACUUUCAGUUCAGGUACUAGCUAAAAGCCGAGGCAUAUGUUUCGUUGAGUUUUUGCUCGUUGCAAGAUAUACAGUGUGUGACCGAUCUCAUUAAAUGUUAGCCAAAACUCUGGAAUGCGUUUCCGAUUAGGAAGGAUAACUUGAGUGGGGUUUUUAUACUGAUUAUCAUGCAACAUAACGCUAUAAAAAUUCGGACUCGCCAGGAUGUUGGCUUUUGAAUGCACUUCCUUAUGACCUCCUGUAGAAACCACACUCGGUAAAAAGUGACAACUUAUGUAGCACGCCUUUUUCCUAUUGGCUUUCGACGGUCUUAUAAAUUAAAAUAUAUUUUACAGAAAACGUGCACAAAAAUGCAUUAUUUUGCUCAUUUAGUAGAAAAUCACAUUAUCUUCAUAAUUUAUGCCCGAAGAAAAUGUACAUUUAGGUUUUAAAAAGUGUCUUAUUAUGAGAUUUUUAAGAGCGUGCGAAGUCCAUGCAUGAAAGACCGCACAUGUCCGUUUACUAAUGCUCCCCAUGAAAUGUACAACACAGUCCGGUUCAAUAGCAAAAUUUCAUGAAAUCUAUAUGGUAUCUUCUUAAAGGCAUAGAGGAAUAUAUGGUUUUCCUUACGUAGAAACCAUGCACCUUGUAGACUGAAAUUGCCCAAUGCUGUUGCAAUGGCAGAUCAGGCUGAAAAUUAUUCGCGAAUCGGGAAACUUUUUUAAAACUUAAAUAUACACUUUCUUCGGGCAUAAAUUAUGAAGAUAAUGCGAUUUUCUACCAAAUUAGUAAAAUAAAGCAUUUUUUGCACGUUUUCCGACAUAUACGAGUAUGAUGCAGACAAUUAUGUGCAGCAAAGACCUCCUCAAUGCAGUUAGAGACAUUCCCGACCGCUGAGUUCAAUUGCGUAGAAGUUUUUGCAGAAAUUCCGAAGAGAAUUUGAACCUAGUUGAAAUAAGCAGCAUGAUUUGAGAGUGGGCAUGAGAAUGCUGUGGAUACCGGAAUACGUAGACAAGUACCUUAAUAAAUUGUUGUAUUACAAUUUCUUUCAAAACCACGCUCAUCUCUUCCCUCAAACAUUAACUUUGGAGAAGCCAUAAUUGCCUAAAACGCGAAUUAAAGUCAUGCAUUUCUAGCAAUAUUUUAGCGGCAACCUAACUGAAUUUAUUUAAGCGCAAAUAAAUGUAGAAGUUCAUUCAUUUGCAACCUUUUAUGAACGACGUGACACCCGAAUGCCGCACAUUGUAUUUUGAAAUGUCUUUCCUAUCGCUAUUGGAAAGUUUAGACGGAAAUUCUUUGGUCUCUUAAAAUGUCUUUCUUCGACUAUUCGUCUGUGAGCAGGUCAGUUGGAUGAGGGCGAAUUUUUACGUAAUUUUUUCCGUGGGCAUGAGGGUCAAUCAUACAGUUUCUACAUCACUUGGAGAACGAGAUACUGUUAGGUCUUGUGCUAAAAACGAAAUUGCAGUUGGAUUGUGGCAAAGCAAGCAUGUACAAUACAGUCGGGAACUGAACACUCUGACCCGAAUGACCUAAAUAAUGGUAGGCUGAUUUCUGACUGGUCCUCUGCCUGAGUACAAACACAGACUCAGGAUGCGAAAACAUCACAAGGAUCAGGGGAUUUUUUUUUAAAAAAAGGAUCACCCAUGACGGUUAGUCUUCCAUGCACAAAAUUGUUUGACCAGAAAACCCAACCUGAAAUUGUGAGAAUUUUCAGAAAUGGGGCAUUCCCACUUCCUAGCAUCCUUAUUAUCAAUGACUUCUCCUCGCCAGACUCUCUCGAGACGUAUCCACUCGUGUGUUCUUGAACAACAACAACAACAAGAACUGAUACAGAUGACUUAAAAAGGCAGUAGUAUGCGUUCGUUCAGUAACAGUAAAAAGUCACCCUGUCAUAGCAACAUAUCCCAAAACUCUUGUAAUUGUUUUCCGCCAGAAGAAACGAACGAUGAGCAGCGGGAAGCCACUACAAAGCAAUUCUGAUAAAUGACGUAUUAAGGAUGACGGGAGUGCCAAUUGCUGGUUUAUUCGCGGCCAUCAGCCGGCCGAAUACCAGCUAGGGCUUUGAAACUGCACUAUUCGGUCCUUGAGUCAAACGGGCCCACGCUAGAUCAAAACGGGGCCAAAUCGGGGCACGGCGCGCGUUAAACAGGCGGCAAAGAGUCCACGCAUCCCAUAGCAAGCACCACACAUGGGAGGUGUGGUGGCACGCCUAUGCGCAGGCCCUGCGCCGCGCCAGCCACUGCACUCUAUCUCAGCACCAGAUGGUUGACAGACUUGGAUAUCCGACUGGUUCGCGGGAGAGGGAAGAGGUAGUGAGACUGACUCUAGGGAAUCCGCCCCGCGGCACUCCAGCGCAUUCCCCACCAUUAAAAAAUCUGACGAGCUGAAAGUCGUGGCUUGACAUGCUGACAGUUGACUGACUAACUCGGAUUUCUCAGAACGGAGAGUCAGCCUCAGUGGCUCCUUCUCUAUAGCACUUCCACUUCGAUGGAACCUGGGCCGGCCUUUUUUUGUUCUGGGGAGACCUGGUCCACUGUGCGGGGACCAGGUCGUGUAUGGUCCGCGUAGAUGGGUCGUACAGCUUUGUCAGCCACUGCGCCUAGGCCCGCCACCGGUCGUCCUGACUCUGUCUUGCCACCGGGUCCAGAUAGACAAGGGAGUCAGAGUGCUGCAUAUGCUGGCAAUUCUGCCAUCACUAUAAACUUAUUCUCGAGUCAGGUACCGUCCUGAGCCCACAACCGCAUGGGGUGGACAUUUUCGUUAGUGCGUGACGAGUCAAAUGUCCUAACAUGGAUCCACUGCCGCAUGCCCCAUGGGUUAUGACUGGCUGUAUUCAGAGUUACUGGGAAAUGGUGCUCGUGGGUUCAUCCUUAAGGCAGGCCUGGUUUACGAAUGCCAGGAGGCCAUAAAUGACCACUGGGUUCACUUUUGUCUUUGUCGAAAGUACUUCUAGAUCAGUGUUGGCUUGUGACUGAGCGGCUGCCCCUGUGGGAUUUUGACCUAGACCCUCAGAACGAAACGGAGCGUCUGUAUUACAAUAUGCAGGUAAAAUAGGAAAGGGGCCGUCAUUAAUUUGCGACACAGGUUACCAGCAGAAAAUUGGGCAGUCACUUCGAAACAUGCCGCUGAAAAUAGCUAAAUGUCCAUUUACAUAUUUCACCCGAUUUUUUUCUGUCACUGCCGAACCGUGGCCUCCAGAUAUAUUUAGCAACCAGCAGAAAAUCAAAUAAACAUAUGCCUCGGCUUUUAGCUAGUACGUGAACUGAAAGUAUGGCUAAACGACCUACUAGGAUAUUCUUCCCUGUCGAACUAUUUUCGUCAGUGUCGGACGUCCUUGUUGGGUGAAAGCUGCACGACCUAAUGAACUUGUUUUUUUUUCGGGAGAUUCUAACACCUAGCAGAACCUUGAAAGCUGAACAGAUCCGGACUUCGGCGCAUACGAAUGCCAAUGUCAUUGCAUUGACGUUUCCUCCACUAUUACAGCCUGUUUCAUUUCUCAGAAGUUCUCAUUCUACUAACGGAAGAGUGUUUUCAUCUGGCUAUUAAUUAUUAAAGUUUUGUCUUCGACUAUUCUGUGUCCUAAUCUACCUUCACGAAGUCUGUUCUGUCCCUCGGCCGAUUCCAGCGUGUGCAUCCACAAAUACCAGGAUUUAUUUAUGAUUGGUCCACGGAAUUGCAAAUACAUGAGUCGUCUCAUUGCCCAAUCAGUGAACUUGACCAGUCCGGCGCCCUGUCGGUAAGUUUGGUUUUUGGAGAAUUUUCAGUGACAGGGGUUUCCACAGGAAACGCUUGAUGCAGGUCCUUGUUCACCAUCCGAGUCAAGAACACUGCAUCUGUCCAGGAUUCCCAAAAGGUUACUUGAAAUCGACGGAACCAACAAAAUAAAAUCAGUAAAAACUAUCCAGCCCUUUUUAUUUUGAUUCUUGUUUCAUGUGACACUUUGACCGUCGUGGCCGACGAUAUCCACCGGGUGCUCCACAGCAGGCGGAGACCAGGCACGGUGACUUGCACGUUAAGUACUUUAUAGUGAGGGAAGGCUUGCGCAGCACCUAACGCGCUCUCCCCUCCCCCACCUGGGUCCGGUGUCAAGACAGAGCCAAGAAGACCGGAAGUGAGAGGGAACAGGUGGAUGACACGAGGAAUGAAGCCUCACCUAGGCGUACCACCCCACCAUAGAGGCCACGUUAUGAAAGAGCCAUUGCAGCCUAACUCUCAGACAACCAGUCGGCCUCUCCAAACAAACACAUCUACUGGGCCGACUGUUAGCAGGCAGGUUAGAAAGAGAAGGGUGACACAAGUCCCUGAGUAACCACGCACACGGCCUGUAUACCCAGCAGGAGCGCACACGCAUCUGCCGGCAGGGAAUUAGAAGCCAGAUAACUGUCAGCGCACACCAGACAGCGAGGGCCAUGGUUUUUUUAAAGCGUGGCAUAGCAUGUUCAAUGUAUUGACGUGCAAAAUUUCUAGGAUACACCAUUUUGGGAAAAUAACUAAGAUAAUUUAACUUGAGUCGGUAGUUUUCUUUGUCAUAAUGAUGUUUUUACUCUAUGAAAUAGACUAUUGACGGCAGCCCGCUUGCGAGAGAUCGAGUUACUGCUCUCAUAGUGUAGGAUCGCUCCUGUAUCUGCUGCCUUUUCGGAGGACACGAGAACUAAUUGAUGCACACGACGACUAAGUACUGACACAAACGUGACGGCAAGACGUUCUAGGACUCCCUCUCCCCUGCCUCACUGUUGCCCUGACUGCAUACGCAAACCCAUCUUAGCAUUACUGUCACCCACCUAUAAAUUCGGCGAGGCGCGAUACCACACUCACCUCCUAUGAUGGAAGCUUGUUUGAUUUUGAAACGUCAGGAUAAAACAACUAUGGUCCCCUAGACCAUCCUUUCUUUUCAUAUGCAGAUGUACAUAUAUAUGAUGAAAGGAGGAAGUCCGUCGGGAAUACAGUUUUACUCGAAAAUUUUCGAACUGGUUGCACCAACCCGUCGUCAGACAAAGUGAAAAGUGAGAGGUGGGAUUGUCACACUGCUGAUUGAGGACAUAUAUAUAUAUGCAUUCGAAAAUGGACCUUCCGAAAAGCACAAUUCAAAAGAGAUAAGUCCUUUAGGAAAGAUAGCAGAACUUAUUUCGUAACUUUUCGACUUUGCUUCCACAAGUCGUCCUUAAACGUGAAGUAAGCGUGCAAAAUAGUUAAAAUUUAAACGUGCCUAAAACUGAUGUUGUCCUGGAUGGAAGCGAAUAUGCGAAUCCCAGGUUCUUGUUGUAAAGAAGAUGAAGACCCGAUCUCUGGGACAGUGGGUUUAUUAGUCUGAGCUUUCGGUCUCGUACAGGAGGCCAUCGUCAGAGACUGUGAGUAGGCAACAUCAAAUGAGUGGUUUUUGUAGUCGCGCCAUGAAGGGGGGAGGGAGAAAUAUGAGUGCAGCGGGUGGUAUUCGCGAUAAGUUGCGUCCCACGCCGUCUCACGGUGGCGUGACUGCGUGCACCCUUGGCUGGAAAUUGGGUCCUGUCAUUCUUGUCAGUCAGCCUUUACUGUGGCUUGGUAUCACGUUCCAAUUAGCUAACACCUUUUCCACUUUUCCUUGAGCUUUUUGUACACAGCGUCUAGUCCGAUGUACCGGUUGAUGCACGAGUUAUCAGAAUGAAUGACCUCUAAAAAUUCGCGGCCUUUCUUAGAUGAACAGACAGCUGAAAUGUGAGUCUUGUUCCAUGAAAAUUUUUGUCCAGUUUCCAGCGUAAGCAUGAAAGCCUGGGACAAGUGGUCUCGCCCUCUUACUGCCAACUAAUGCUCGUGUAUUCGUGUAGAGGCAGAUUUCCAGUUCGAUCACUAUAAACCGCACUGCAGUUUUCGCAUGAUAUCUUAUAGACGACUUCUUUUUAUCUGAAUAGCCAACCCUAUCCUUAGGGUGUACAAGCCGGUUACGAAGUGUAGUCGUCGAUUUGUGCACCACGUGUAUUUGGUGCCUCCACAGGUGCCUUUCAACUAGUUCGGACACAUUCCUAAUGUACAGAAGUGUUGGCCAGUUUUUUGGUUUGAGCGUCUGGUCGGAACUAGAUUGUUCCUCGCCUGUCAGAUUGCGGGACGUGCUCGUCUUUUUUGCCUUGGGGCUCACUCUUGUGCUGAUACAGGCCGUCUCACAACAAAUAAUAAUACAUACAGAGACGGGGUGCGGUGAGAGACAAGGAAGACUAGAAUGGCCACUUCUGGCUCACGACUCCUCGUCAGUCUACCAUAUCCAACCCUAGGUUUGGAGAGCCGAGGUUCGAAGUGGGAUUUUCUGGUCACUGAGUGUUGGGUAGUUCAAUACUCUACCACUGAACCACAGGCUCGUUGUCCUGUCGGUUGUGAUCGGGUAUAGUAACUAUAGCAAAACGGGGCUUAACGGUCAGAUGACAAGGACUGCUCCACACAAAGGGCCCGUGAUUCAGUGCUAAGGCAUUGGACUGCCUAAAACUCAAUGACCAUAAGACCCAGGUUCGAACUCCAGGUCCCCCAAGCUUGUGGUUGGGCAUGGAUGGCUGACGACGACCAAUAAGUCCGAAAUGGCCAUCCCGUUCUCCCUUGCAUUUGUUGGAGUUCAUUUCAGGGCAUAUGUUUUGAAAGGAGUAUCGACAGAGACAAUGAGGACUUGGAUGGCCAUUUACCGCACUCGAUCGGCUGGGAAACUGACAACUUUAACCCCACUUGUCGGCAUAAUCACGUAAUGAAAAGUGGGAUUGAAGUAGUCUGGGACCGGUACUGGCCAGCUGACGAUGUCCACUAAACCCUAAGUGGCCACCCCGGCCUUCCUGGUCUCUCUUGGUGUCCCUCAUCUGCAAACAUUUAUUCAAAGACAAGCAUUUCUAGGGUUUUUGGAGAAAAUACAUGAGAGCAUCCAGAGAGUUGACUCCGAAAGGUUUUUCCUCGUUAGACAAAAAUUAAGUAAGGAAGCAGCAUCCCAGUGCUCCGGUGGGUUUUUCUUGAAAGGAUUCCCACCUAUCCCUUAAAAUAAUAGAACAAUGACGUAGGCAACAGCGGAUACAAAGUUUCUGUCCCGCUCCGUAUAAAUGCACUCAGUAGACCGUGAAACUAAAUGAAGUCCACAUGCGAAUUUCAAAUCCCAUUCGUCUUCCAUUUCUUCCCCUUCUCCACAUUUUUCUUCAAUAUAUUUUCCCCCUAUUUAUCAUUUUCUGCCCAUUGCAUCAGAUCUUAUGCUUAAAUUCCCCCCUAGUCUGACUGAGGCCGUCCUACUCUUAUUUACUAGUGUCUACAACUAUCCAGAUUGAUGGCCUGAUCUUAAUAGGUGUACAGUGCGCAGUCGGAAUUGGAAGAAUAGGUGGGGCGACCGUCUUGCCGCCAGUUUCUGAAAUGACAGCUGCGUCAACCAGCAAUUCGAUAUCUCGCUGAAAGUGUUGAUUUCAAACUCAUCAAGUCCUGGCAUAGAUUAAAACUAAGCUGUACAUGAGUAUUCUGCCACCUAGGAGAACAACCUCCUACUGCACCCUAUCUGGUCUUUUUUAGACACAGCCAGAAGGCCUGACUGCGCACAUGAGAGAGGACAUUCGGCCGCCUGCGUGGUGACAUGCCUCAUGCGCCAGGGUUCCCUUAAACUCCUCGAAACUCUCAACAACUGGCGUCUGGAAUUAAACAGCCGGGAGAAAACUGCCUCCUCCCUUUUUUCAGCGGUCAAACCGGACAGGAGAAGCAAUGCCAGUUGCAAACACUACCCAAGCCUUCAACGUGAUCUCAAUCUUCGCAGAUGUUACUCCGAGGGGGAAUUAAGUGCCAGCGAGGAUGAGGAAGAAGACGUGGGGCAGGGGGGCGCAGAAAGCAAGUCCCUUGCCGAGAGUGAGCCCGAUGUCCUAGCCCACAUCGGUACCAAGCUCUCUAGCGCCUCCAUCCCCACUGCAGGUCCUCCCGUUCCACCAGUUACGUUGCACUUGCGUGAUGACGAACAGCCUACAGCCGAGGUGGAGACGCAGACAGGCGCUAACAGACGCCGGCGUGAAGACAGCAGUUCGGUGGCGGUGCAGGCCACAGCGAUGUGUAUGAUGGCAACUCAGACGCCAGUGCCGACUCCACGAAGGGUACCAGUGAGGCCGGUGAAUGCUGCCAGGAAUUCGAGACUUUCGCCAAACGCCGUAGGUCCGCCGAGGGGUAGGAGACCCGUGGUCGCACGUGGUGAAGCCGGAGGCGGAAGGCCGAAGGUCUCGGCAAGAGGGAGUCAAUCCAACCCAGCACCCAAUUACGCAGAAAUCGCACAUACCGCCACCUCGAUACAGUCCUUGAAACAGGCUCUAGCCAAGGCCAAAUAG